Messenger RNA from Suillus discolor, 1035 nucleotides. RefSeq lists its product as uncharacterized. The record is from RefSeq and is a predicted model, not a curated record. The transcript is spliced from 2 exons. NCBI's taxonomy places the organism in Eukaryota, Fungi, Basidiomycota, Agaricomycetes, Boletales, Suillaceae. Bases 1 to 1035 code for a protein of 344 amino acids.
AUGGAACUUGGCAACACGCCUCUCCCCAAUGCUCCAGCUGGCGGCAUUGCUGGGUCCUCAACUGGACCCACUUAUGGCUGCCUUCCUCCAAAUGCCCAUGCAGGUGGUGCCACAGCCGUGGCACCACCUACCUCCCCCCAAUUUUGUCACACUCCCCCUGCUCCUGGAGGCAGUGGUGGUAGCCCUUCGCAAUGGAACUAUGUGCCACCACCCCCAAGCGCUCACACCAAUAGUUCUGCCAGGUCCCCUGUUUUUCGUUUCCCACCGCUUCCCUCUGGUGCUACAUCUCACGAUGGUUCUUACUCUCCCGUCACUCAUUCCCCCACUGAUAAUUAUAAUUUCAAUGGUAUUUACGAUGACAACCCUCUUGCGGGUGAGAUGGGGGAUCUUAAUAUGGAUUCCCCGGAUGAAAUUACACACGACGACAGCAACACUAUCAGCCUGAACAGCCCGCCAAGAUGCAGGGCUGGGAAGAAGCACCAGGAGCCCCCUUCCCCCCCCUCCCCUACUACUACCUCUCAUACGCAACAGAUGCCCCCCGCACUUCCAUCCAGCAUGAUCGCGCUACAUUCAAGGUCGCGCUCGUCAUCACACUCUCGAAAGCCAUCAUCAUCUCACGAGCCGUCAUCUCAACAGUCCUCCCCGACAGCGCAAACAUCUGUCUCGACAACGCCAGCAAGUUCAGUCUCCAAACACCUCCGGACGGAGAUUUGCGAGCAGAUGGAUGUGCUCAAUGACAACCUGGAAAGUAUUCAUUCUGACAAGCUAACCUUAUAUCAGCUGAAGAACAAGCGCCUUAUGGUGAAGCUCAACACUAGUCGCCAGGACAAGGAGCAUCGUAUGAUGCGUGAGGAGCAUAUGGAUGAGCGCACAGAUGCUGCCAUAGUCCAUCAGCGCAUGAAGGAGGCUAAAGAGGUAGAUAUUCGCCUACGUGAAGCGGAUGCCACCGCUUUUGCCAUGGAAGCAGAUGUUCUACGCCUCCGGAUUCAGUGGGCCCAGCUCAAUGCCCAGGGUGGCAAACCUGCUGGUACCUGA